Molecule: messenger RNA, 1276 nt
Organism: Ceratina calcarata
Lineage: Eukaryota; Metazoa; Arthropoda; Insecta; Hymenoptera; Apidae
Exons: 1
Coding region: 705-1094 (129 amino acids)
Source: RefSeq, a predicted model, not a curated record
GAAACUUUUUCGGCACUCGAAACGACUCUAUGGCCGGCAUUCAGAAUCGUUGCUGAUUCUUAAGAUCGUCUUAAGCAUUUGCUAUCCCUGUCUAUCCCAUAUUUCCAAUCCCUGUUUUGUACAGGAAACAGGAUCUUAAAUAUAAGUAACGACUCUGAAUACCGGCCUGUAUACAUGUUCUCCUGCAUAUGCAUUUAACACUAUUUCUACCAAGCGGUGUCAAAAGACAACGUUUGAAAUUACCGCAUAAAAUUAUUGUCAUUAGUUCAAUCGUUUUUCCUUGAUUUAAUUAAUUAAUUUAACAACCAGUUUAACCGUAAUUAGUUUAACAACCAGUAUAGAAAAAGUCAAAAAUUUAAUUGAGGAAAAAGUAUUUAAUUAAUAAUAAUAAUUUUAAGCAAAAAUUUGAUACCAGGAGAAAUAGUGUUGAACAAUUUACGCUUCUUCAAAAAUACGUCAGCUGCAACCUUUUAUUCCUGUUUACAUUCUGCAAAAAGUUUGUCGUUCGUGACAGUCGAAAUGUUUGUGAUCGUCCUGCGAGAGCGUGAACUCGCAUAAUGGCUUUGGUGGUGGAAUAUAUACCGGUUUUGGAAGAUCCAGAUAAAAGGUGAAGGGUUAAAGGGUGUUCGUGAUAGUCCAUAACGAGGAAAUGAGUCGACGGGUACAGCUUGCGAAAAAUUAUAGGACGACAGCCAUCUCAAACGAUGAACGAAGCUGCCGUUAGUAGCGAAGGUGCGCGACUGGUCGGACCACCGAACAGCCGAUACUCGGCAGACUCGGGAAUCAACGAUCGCUUCCUGCGAAAUCUCGAUCAGAUAGGAGGCGGCAACCUGUUGCGAAGAGAGAUACCUAAAUGGAGCAGCGGGAACCUCGAUCAGAUCGGUGGCGGGAAUUUACUGCGCGAGGUACCGCGAGAACAUGGAUCGGACCGUGGCGAACGGAACUUGGACCAGAUCGGAGGCGGAAACCUGAUUCGUAGCUUGAUCGACCUCCGCAGGAACUUGGAUCAGAUCGGGGGUGGAAACUUGGUGCGCAGCUUCGGUGGUUCUCUGACUCGGGAAAUGGAACCGUCGGCCGAGAAGCGCAACGAUUGACGAAGAGAAUUCGUAGAGACGCGUAGGGAAUGUAUUUGGUGUAGCUCGUAGAUCGUUCGUAUUUUUAAUAAAGACUAGCGUACAGACUUAUUACACCAGAAUACUUUCUUCCGUUCACCCUCUAUCCUUCCGUCUCAUCAUUUCCAAGUUCUUGUUAAACCGUGAGCGUUCGUCUGUCUCGU